Messenger RNA from Hydatigera taeniaeformis, 2244 nucleotides. NCBI's taxonomy places the organism in Eukaryota, Metazoa, Platyhelminthes, Cestoda, Cyclophyllidea, Taeniidae. The record is from the annotation of a GenBank genome assembly.
AUGGCCUUCUGGAAUGCUACGCAGCAUUCGCCACUAGAAUCUAACCAACUUCAGCUACUUGGUGACAAAAUUGUGUGUUCGGAUGUGUACCUGAAUAUUGAGAGACUUAAUGUCACAUUGGCAGAGCAGAACAUCCCACUUGCUAUAUGCGUUGCUUAUGUUGGUCAACUUGCUGUCCACCUCCUGUCAGGGAAGUUGGAAUUCAUCGAUUUAGAAGUUGUUGUCCAAACGACACUGCAUAAUUUCUCGUCUCAAAACGACGGAAUGUUUAACUCGCUCAUAUCAAGCGUCACCGCCUUAGCCUUUGCGGCAGCAUCUGUUGCUGAUGGGGAUACUGUGGUCGAACCUCCCGCCGCCGACUCGCAAUGCGUUGAGAAAAUCGUUCAGAAAGUUGACACCCUUAUGCGCAAUCUGGGUAACGCUGAUUCUACCGCCCCUUCGUUAGUGGACGACGUCGUGAUUGAGCGCGCAGCUCGUCUCAUCGACAUUCUUUUCUUGGGAGCAACGGUGGUGCUUCGUGACCUCCGCCUCCGAGUUCAGUGUCCCCUUGCUUUAAACGGGGCUCACAGAGUCUGCGACCUUCGGUUACAAAUUCAAAUUCUCGAAAUCACCAAUGGUGAGGGUACGGAUGUCGAAAGUGCCCAGUCUUCAUCAUCAUCGACUACUAUCCCAACUUCAGUGACCUCGCCACACCACGAACAUCGCAGGGAAUGUCCCAAGACAUUGCCUAAGCCAACAUCACCAGCAGCAGUUGAAAAUAAAGGGGGUGGAGGCAACCUUUGGUCGUGGUUUUGGUCAAAAACGUGGAUUUUUGGGCUAGGUUCCACUUCUCUUAAAUCACCGGCUAACGGAGGUGCUGAAGGUAGCUUAGGAUCUUCACCAUUUGCUCAGAAAUUGUUUCGUUUUGAGGGCGCUACACUUCACUGGGAUCUUUGGGAUACCAGUAUUGGUCAAACUUCUCCUCUUCUGUCGUCGUCUUCCACAAAGUCUACCUCCGUUUCCUCUCCUUCUACCUCUAUUCAUGACAGUAUUAGCUUAAAUGAUGGCUUCUUCUCCGGUCCUGAGCCCGAAUCCAUGGUAGCCUCAGCUUGUCUUCUGAGCCUUCUGGGUCCCGACAACUAUGUUGCCCUUCACAUACGUCAUGAUUCCACCAUUCUCUCGCGCAUAAUUUCUUCGUCUGCUCAAACCUCUUCACCAACACUUAUAGAUGUCAAUGUAGAUCUGGGUCCUGUUGUCGCCUGCUUGUGCCCCACUCAGAUAUUUUGGCUUGGUGCUAUGGUAACGCAGUUGACAAAACUGUUUCAAGCUUACAACACUGUACAGAAGGCGAGGCAUCAGGUUGACGGGAACUCCACCCCCAGUAAUAUGGAUAGUAGUGAUCCAAAAGCUGGUCCACUUGUUGAUCUCGAUAUCUCUGUGGAGGAUGACAGCAUGACGUCAAUCGACAGUAACAUGUUUCGGUCAUGUCUGGGAGCUAGCAGUUUUCCCUUCCUCGAUGAAGCUCCUCCCUUUACCGACUCCCCACCUUUCUCUGUAUGUGCCCGAUGCCGCCUCUUUACAUUGACGCUCUUCCACACAGACGAAGCCGCUUCAUUUUCCACAACCUUUGGACCUCGUAGCAUCAGUAUUGAUAGCAGUGGUGGUGAGGAAAGCUUUCAUGAGGCCAUAAGCACAACUCUGGAUUCUGAACCAGCUCAAGGCACAUUAAAGAAUCAGAAUGACUUCUUUGCCACAGUUUCUGGUGCAGACGGUGGUGUUAGUGGUGUACUUGCUGCCAAACGAUCGGUUGGGGUGGCGCAGUGGCUGGAAAAUGUGAAUGCAAAGUUGGCACAGUGUACUCAGGGUAGAAACCACUUGCUCCUCUCGCUGGGAUUCUGUGAGUUGGAGGGAAGCCCAUUUAUUAAGCAAAUGGUGGAGCUAGGUGAAGAUACUGGAAGGGAGACAAUUUUCCCACCUCGAGGACUGUUGACCUGUCGAGUGGAGGGCCUACUUCUUAGCGAAUCUCUCUUCUCUCAGGAUGGAUCAUCACCACCUCAUAUUGUUAAUGGUCUGCUUAAAUAUGACACAAUAAUUAAUGCAACCGAGCCUUCUAUUCCCGGUUCUGUGGCAUUUACUGCGGUGGGAAAAGAAUAUUCCCUUCGUUUACUCUUUGGAAAGUGGGAAUUUUACAAAUGUCGAUUUCGUACCCCCACAGUGGCAGACAUCCAACCCACUCCUUUUUUUGAGGCAUUCAUUUCUUCGUAG